Messenger RNA from Mya arenaria, 10603 nucleotides. RefSeq lists its product as uncharacterized. The record is from RefSeq and is a predicted model, not a curated record. Bases 79 to 2949 code for a protein of 956 amino acids. Lineage: Eukaryota; Metazoa; Mollusca; Bivalvia; Myida; Myidae. Gene Ontology annotation, molecular function: RNA binding. Gene Ontology annotation, biological process: mRNA splicing, via spliceosome. The transcript has 16 exons. Gene Ontology annotation, cellular component: nuclear speck.
UAUCUCCAUGCUUGAAGAGUAGCGUUUGCAUGCAAAUAUUUUUUUAGAUAAUAUAGACUGGCCAGUAUUACUUCCGAGAUGGUAGCUAAUGAAGUAAAGGAGAAUAUCCGAGCUGUCCUUUUGUCAAAGACUGAUGGCAGUGGAAUCCUGGUCAGCGCCUUCUUGCGAGACUACAAGACCAUUAUACACAAGCCUCUUUUGUAUAAGGAUAUGGGAUACACCAACCUGGAAGCCAUGAUAAAAGACAUACCUGAUGUUUGUAGGUUAGAAUAUUCAGAGAAGGACAUGGCAUACAAGCUAUAUGGAAUCUCAAAGCCCAACACAUUUGUCUCAUCCUUCGUGAAGAAAGCCGAGGGCAGCAGUACCAGAGGCAAGCAGUCCAAGGCCAACCUGGAUGAUGUGAAAGGGGAGAGAUUCACCCCGUCCUCGGACCUCAGUGAGAAAUGGGAGCCAAGUACUAGAGGAUUGUUUUCUCUGGUGUUUAACUGCAAGAAAACUCAUUUAGACGAAGAGGAGGAGAUUGUAAACAAAUUUUCAGAAGUUGGUACUGUGGCUGAAGUUAACAUUCUUCCAGCUGGACUUGCUUUUGUUCGUUUCCGAAAUGAACAAGAGGCUAAAAGAGCGGUUGAACUAUGGGGCGAUGAGAUUGGUGUUAAGCGUGCUGAAGAGAGGAUGGGGGAAAAAAGAGGGCCAGGGGACCGAGGUCGGAGGUCAGGAAAUAAAGGUUCAGACCCUAGCAACAGAAGGGGUGAUAAUAGAAAUCAGGGUGGUGCUUACUUUAAUAAGUCUAAUAAUAACAACAGAAACUUUGCAAAGCAGGAAGUAAUACAAUUAGCUGGAUCCGACUGUGAUUGGGAAAGUGAACUUGAGCAAGAACCGCUACCAGUGCAACCAGGGUCAUAUAAAGGUGCGACUGCUGUUACUCAAAAUGAGAGACGUGGUAAUGUUGAACAUAGCAAUAAUUGGCAAGGCAAGGCAGCAUAUGAGGGUGGAAACAACAUGGGACUGAGCAAAGGACAUAUAAAUGGUCGAAGAACGGAGGCUGAAGAGAUUAGGACCCGACCUGCCCCAAAUUUGCACAGUCCAGCACCACACAAUACAGGGACCAGCAGUGUUAAGCAGGUGUAUGUGGGAAACUGGCCCAAGGAAGCUUCUAAGGAGGAAUUAGAGCAGCUUGUAUCCAAGUACAAACACAGCCAGGUCCACAUGUACACUGACAAGAAGUCCAUUGAUAAGAAGUAUGCGUUUGUUGACUGCCUCUCACUGGAGGAGGCAGAGAGAAUGGUUCUUGAUUUGAAUGAUUAUAUCUUCCACAACCGCAACCUGCUGGUCCGACUUGGCAACAGGUCUGCCAAACAAGUACUUGAAGCGCAGAAGGAGUCUGGGGGUGUAGCCAGUGAUCAGGAGAGCACUGUCUCUCAAAAGGCUAUAAACAAACAUCCUCCAUCACAGCCCAACAACUUUAGGGAUGUACGUGGCAGAAGGGGCCAGGGUCGACCUCCCACAUCCCCCGCCGGGUCUGUCGGCAAAUCAGGGCGUUCAGAACAGCUUGAGGACAGUGGGUUUAUAGCAGACGAGAUGCCGCCACUGGAAGAAUUAUGCAUCUCACCCAAGAUGCCAAGUCUUGUGGGUGUAUCACCCACCAACCAGAUGCCCUGGUUAGAGCAGAACACUUUAAAUGGGUACCCACACGAUAUGCCUCCCACCGAGCUGGCAUCCCCAAUUAAAGGGGCCAUGGGAAAAAAGGGCCAGCAAGAGGGCAUCAGGCUAUUUAUCAGCAAUUUUCCAUAUGGAACAUCAAAGGACGAACUAUGGUAUCUGUUUGAGCGUUUUAGUGUUUUGGACAUAGUGAUCGUUAAUCAAAGUGUCAUGCAUAGAAGUACAUAUGCGUAUGUGACACUGCGAGAUAUGGAGGUGGCAAUGCAGGCCAUUAUGGCACUGGACCAGUCGAUGUUUAAAGGGAGAAAGCUGACUGUUGCCUUGCCUCCAGAGUACCUCCCCAUCACGGAACAGUCCACUGAGACCCUGGCCCCAACAAGAAACAAUAUGGACAAUCCCACUGGUUUGCCCCAUAUGCACUCUCAUGGAUCUCACAAAUCCGGUACCAACUACACCCAUAGAGCCCCAGGGGGUUAUCCAGGUGGCUCUGAGCCCCACUCCUCAAACCACAGAGAUCAACACCAUUAUCAGUACCAGAAAAGGGAGCAAAAUGCUGAAAUCAACUACAGGCCGGCAAACUACACUCAAAACGACAGUGAACAUGACCAAAGUUAUCAAUACAACAGAGGCUCAGAGAUGGAAAACUAUAGCCGCAAGGAUAAUCAACAUGACCAAAGCUUGCAACAAAACAAUCGACUUGUCACCCAGAAUGAUUUCAACUUCCAGCGUCUUACAAACAAAUUUCGGGAGUUCACACGGAUUAUUAUAAAAAUGUCUGCAGAGCACAAUGAGUACAUGCAAGUCGGCAUGAGGAUGAAACUGCAUGUGACACAUGUUGAGAAUGAGAAGUUCUUCUGGGCCCAGCUGCUGCAAGAUUCUAUUGAAGGAGAAAACAGGAACAUUGGGCGGUUGGUCGACCUCCAAGCCGAGAUACAGAAGCCAAACAUUCGCACAAACCAUGUGAGGUCGCUAGGAAGGUGCAUUGCCAAAUACAAUGGAGACUGGUACAGGGCUUGGUGUGUGAGCGAGACCAUAAAGAACGGGGAGGAAAUGGGCGAGUUCAUGUUCAUUGAUUAUGGCAACAAGAACUUGCUCCCAAAAUCUGAAGCCUUCUACUGUAACAACAUCCCACGCCUCUGGACCCUGCCUCCUAUGGCCCUGCCUUACAAACUGCCUCGGGUGGAGUUGAAGCUUCACGAGUACCUUGAGAAGCCAGUGAUUGUUGAAGUGCUUGAAGUUGGUACAUCAAAGACAAACAUGGUAACGACAAUUAAUAUCCUGGAAGCGUGAACAAGGACUAGAUAUACGGUACUUUAAUGCCGGACCAGUCUUGGGGAGAACUAGCACAGACAAGAGCUUCAGUUAUAUAACUAGAUUUAUGUAUUCUUUGUUGUUGACAGGUGCCUGUUUAAGAUGUUUAGUAUUGCAUCUGUCCAUGUCUGCACCAAAAGCCACUUUGAAUGAUUAUUAAGUGUUUGAGUCAUUUUGCAGUGGCUUAGUAAGAAAAUAUAUAUAAAAUACCAUAUGUUGAAAUAAAAUUGGUUUGGUAGAAAUGUAAGCACACAAGAAUAAUUUUGCAUUUAGUUAGAGAUGUUCUUUCAUGAUGAUUGUAAUUAAUCCAUUAUAACUAAAUCAUUUGUACGUUGGGAAGUUUACGUAAUUUUAACAUAAAAAUAAAAAUUGUUGUUGAAAAUGUUUUUGAAUCAGUGAAAAUGACAUUCAAUGCAACCUGAAUUGAUGGUAGAAAACUGGCAUAUAUCAUCGAACGCUACAUCUAGAUUUCUGGUAUCCAUGACGUCAGACCAACGUGAACUUGCACAGGUCAGAUUUAUCAUAACAUUUGCAAAAACAGUAUAACCUAUAUAGUAUGGUCACGGACCUAGGUCCUUGCUAUGAAAGCACCAUCAUUCCACUAAUCCAGAGAUGUGACAUUUUUGUCACAUCUUUAUUUGUGUUUUUUCUGAAAACUUGAAUAUGUUAUUUUAAGAGGUUACUAGAACAAAUCUUAUUUCAAAAUUAUUAUUACUUCCACUGUUCACAAGUUAGUUCAUUGGUUUCUUGAAUUUUUACUCAAUGGUGGAUAACCAACCUGGUCUUUUGUUAUUUUGAAUAAACGUUCUGCCAUUUCCUAAUCUUGCAUGCAACUUAACUUGAAAACAGAUAUCUAUACUUUGAUAGAGGGUCAAACUUCUAACCAAAUUGUAGUGUUUAUGCUGGAAAUUUUGAUCACACCCACGCAAAACUUCUUAACUGGGUAAUUCAAUGAUAACCAUUUAACCCAAUGAUUCCUUUCUAACACUGUUUUGGAAAACUAUGUGUUCCAGCUAUUCCUUUGAUAACAACUGUACAUUUUCGGGAAAUGCUAUAAUUAUGCUAUACUAAAAUAACAUUUAUAAGCACUAGAUUUUCUUAUCUUUUUACAGUUAUAAUAUACUGAAUUAUACUUCCAUGAAAUGUGCAAACGACAAUGGCCCAUUGUUCAGAACUUUAUUAAAGUUAACAACAUGAUUAAUGACAUCGUUGUUAACUUUUAAACUUUAAAUAUUUGAUAAUGAGCUCAUAGAUUUAAGUAAAACAAGCACAGCUGAAACAGUUGUCACAAAUCUACCGGUAGUUAUAAAUACUGCAGACCACCAGUGUUCCCAUUAACUAUCACAGUAGUAAUGAUUUGAAAGUUAACAACAAUAACGUUAGCAACGUUAUUGACUUGAACAAAGUUCUGAACAUCUGGCCCAUUGUCCUUCACUUGUACUACUUUUCAACUCUUUUAACAAUUUUUGGCGCUUUUAUUUUAAAUUUCUGUGAACUUCCUAAAGCAACACUUGUACAAAGGAGAUUUUUGUUCUUGAUUAAACCUUUCUCGUGUGUUUUUUUGGUCGAUAUACAGUUGUGUACAUAUAUGUAACAUCCAGUGUAUAAUGUUUCUUUACCUGUAUAUUUUGGUGACAGUGUAAAACCAGAAAUGAAGAAAACAACAGCAAAAUAUACAGAUUACAUGUUUGAAUAGUGUUUCGCAUUUGAAGAGAAAUGUAUAGUCUUGAGUCCAAGUAUUUCUUUCAAUUUAUGUUGAGGCUUUGUUUGAAGCUGCACAAUUUCAGUUCAAUACGUCUUUUUUAUUUGAACUAAAAUGUGAGUUUUUUAAGGUUUUUUCCCUAUGUCCAGUCCAUUAAACAAAUGGAAUAUUGUUUCUUUUUUAGAGACAGCAUCAAAAUGAUGGGCUUACUUCAUAACUUGGUUUGUGUAUAGCGCUGUCAGCACUUUGAAUUUUAAUCCGAUGAGCAGUAAUCUCUUGCAUAGAACAAAACACCCCAGCCUCAAAGAGCUGUCAUUUACAUUCAUUUACCUGUCCUUUUAUUGUACAACUCACAAGAUUUCACCAUUACGGAGAUCAAACCGGUUGUUUUUAUACAUAGCAUACUCCAAGGUAACAUAAUAUAAUGUUAAUUAUUUGUUUACUGCCUUUUUAAAACUAUAUCGAUAUAAGAAAUUACAUUUAAUGAUAUUAAAUUCAUAUCAAUAAUAGAAUCUAUAUUUUAUGAUAUUGAAUUGUUUUAACAGUGAUGAAAACUUUAAGCAGUUCAGAUUUUAUUGGCAUGUUGGCAAUGUGCCUUGAGCCAUUCACAAAUACAUAGUAAAAUGGCAUGGCCAAGACAUAGAGGUUAUACUGCAAACAAUGAACAUAUGAUCAUACACACAUAUAGUGUCUAUCAAUAAAAGAACAGAAAUAGUUUAAAUUAACACAAAAUAAUACUACGAAAUGUAUGUCUUCGCUAGCAGUGAAAUGACAUCAUUUCACUGUAGUGUUACCUGCAAUCCAGAGACUGGGGUAGGAGCCUAUUAGGAACUUCAAUUAAUUUUCCACAUAUCAAGAUGUUGUACAUACAUAUUGUAUUUGAUCUUUUAGUUUUUUUGUAUGACAUAUAUUGUAUGUAACAAGUUGUUGAUGAGCAAUAUAUUCCGGGAUGUUUAAUUUGUUCUAUGUUUUUUUCAUUUCAUGAUAUAAAGAAUAUAUCUGUUUUUGAUGAAAUUUUAAUUGCUUUCAGUGAUUUUUUAAACUUUUUAUUGUCAGGCUCUUAUUUUUAUGACUAUGGAAAAACAAAUGUUGUUUUUAAGACAGUAAUGUUGGUAAAUAAGGGAAUGUCAUUUGUUGUAAGAUAUUCUCUUUUUUGUUUUUGAACCUGUUUUAGAAUUAUUUUACAUCUUUUGAAAAUUACUGUAAUGUACUUAUCUUUUUCUUGUUUUUUCAUCAAUCUUGAUGAAUUGUUUUUAAAUGGUUUCUUUAAUUGUUUUGUGUGAACUUGAUUUUGCAGGAAGCAAAAUGGUAUCAUGUACACUUAGUUUUUUAUGCCCCCUUUUGAAAAAAGUGGGGUAUAUUGUUUUGCACAUGUCGGUCGGUCGGUCGGUCUGUCUGUCGGUCGGUCGGAAUACCAAAUGGUUUCCGAUCAAUAACUUGAGAACGCUUUGACCGAGGGACCUCAUACUUGGUAUGUGUAUUGGUCAUCACCAGCAGAUGAACCCUAUUGAUUUUGAGGUCAGUGGGUCAAAGGUCAAGGUCAGUGUGACCUUUACAUGAAAAACGGUUUCCGAUCAAUAACUUGAGAACGCUUUGACCCAGGAACCUCAUACUUGUUUCAUGUUUCUUUAACAUGAAUUCCAUUUGAAUUUCUUAUGAAAGGCAGAAAUAUAUUUUUUCUUUGCUCUUUUUCCUGUACAAUAAAUAAAACAAUAUUCAAUUGCACUGUGGCUGCAAUAAAGCUGUACAUAAACUGUAUAUCUACUAUAAUCUAGUGUAGAGGUCGCAUAUUUCCUUAUUUUUUUUAACUUCUUCCCGCCAACAAUAUGGUUAGGCACGGGUUCACACCCACAAGUGCUAUGGAACUAUACAUAUUGCCUGGCAAUUAACUUAGUGGUUAGGUCAUACAUGCUGGACCUUGAUGAUGGCAAAAUGAGAAAAAAUCAUAUGUACACUUUUAAGAAGAUAAUGUUAGUCAGUAUUUCUAAAAAAAAAUUAAAAAAAAUUGUGCUUCCUUUUUUGUCUCAUCACAAAUAUGGUUAUGUGCCGAUUAAUCCAGAUUGUUUUUCUUCUUCUGUAUACAUACUGGGUAAAACAACUUGCCAGCAUUAUUGCAGAAUGUCCCUAUAUAUCUAAAAUGUCCGUCCUUAAAGUGAUCUUUUUUAAUUUUCUUUUCUGAAAUGCCCAAUUUGAAGCAUUUCUCUCAAACAAAAUACAUUGUAUUGCACUAAUAGAAGAAAGAACUUAUAUUACUGAACAUAUUUUUUAGUCCUCUGUUUUAUGAAGAAGAAAUGAAGAUAUAUAGCCAUAGUCUUGGCAGUGUUGUAGGCAAUAGGCAAACGCAACAUGUUGGCCUUACAUGUUACUAGGAAAUAAAAGUAGGAAGGAAGCUGGAAUGAUGGCAUUUUGUGUUUAUGUCAAAUCUUUAAAAUUCAUUAAACCUAUAUGUAUCUUUUUUAAACUUGGAGAAAUAGAGUCUUAAGUUAAUAAGGAGCAUUUUUUAUUGCAAUUAACAUUUAAUACCAUGCCAUGUAAUUCUAAAUGUAUAUUGUCCUACUUAAUAACAAAAAUAUACUCCUCUAUAAAACUUGCAAAUAACAUCAAAAUGUAAUUUUGAUUAUUUUCCAUUUUUCUGCCAUUGCAGAUUACAUUUAUAACCAGGUUUUAAUUUACCGGUAGUAUACGUAGAAAGAGUUAAUAAAGGCGUUUAAGGCCCAUAGUGUUGAGGUCAAGGUCACUGUUAUUAAUAAAAGAAAAAAAAUAUUGAAACUGAAAAUACAUUAAGUCAGGGUUGACAUAUUAUGACCAAACUUGGUAUAUUGGAAGAGUUUAUGAAGAUCUUUCAUUGGAUUGCAUAUGGGGUUCCUAGGGUGUUAUUUACAAUAGGAAAACAAAUGUCUUUAGUUAUACAGUUCAUUUAUGAUAACUAAGCCUAUCUGUUUGUAAAAUGGAAACAUGUUUUCUUAUGAAUCAUAUUUUACUGUCAAUCAUUGAUAACCUGGUUUCGUUGCUUUGCGGUUUUUCUUGUUAUAAAGUGAAAUGGAACAUAAUUUUUUUCAGGUCAAUGGUUUUAAAAAAUAUUACAAAUUUCGAAUGUCAGUCAGUUUGAAAUACACAAACACUAGUUUAGAUGUAUUUUACAUUUAGUUUGAUUGAUGAAAAACAUUUUUGAUUACACAUAAAAAAAAGGUAAUUUACGAUAUAAUGUAAGUAAAAUGACAUAUCUUAACAUUAGCUUAAUAGCAAUGAAAAAAAUAAUAUACAUGAUACAUUUAUAUAAUGAAUAUAUCAAUAUAUAUAUAAAGCUAAAAGAAAUUGUAUAUGGUUAUGUAGAAUUCCUUAAUAUUCUUAUAUAAAGAAAUGGUUUUUUUUCUACAAUAUAGAAAGUUGUUUUGUAAACAUUCUUAUUUUAAUAACAUAUUUGUAAAUCAGUUCACAGGUCAGGCACAGGUAUGCCAAACCUUAUUGGAUUGUUUGUAGAUUACUUUUGAACAUAUUUUCUUUGAAGUCGUUUGUUCAGAAUCACUGCUAAUACAUUUUUUACGUUGGUCUUUUCUCGCAAGUGCUUGUUUUUUUUGUUACUGAAUUUUUUUUAGAAUAAUAACAAGCUGUAAUUAAAUGAAUUAAAAAUACAUCAUACAAAAUCCCAUAGUCUUGUAGUGGCCCUUCCUGAAGCAUUGUUGUUUGUACAAUAAUACAUUGAAAGCGAUCUUAUCCGCAAUGGUGAUCUUUAUAAUCUUUUAUGUUAUUUUACUAAAACUAGUUUUCAUUUCAUGAAUUGUUGUAUUAUGAGUUGUGGAUAUUGCUUACUAACAGUAUAACCACUUGGUUUCUAAAUAUUUUUAUCAGUGUUUUUUUCCAUCUCAGUAUAAAAUUAAAAGGAAAAGGAAGAAGAACAUUUGUAGAAAUGAACUAUCCUACUGCAUGGUUCAAAUGUGUUUUAAGAUACUUUGAACUUGUAGAUUAUGGUGUUCCUUUAAACCGUUGGUUUUUAAAGAAAUAUUUUUUAAACACUUUCCAUAAAGCAAGAUUUUGAUUUUUUAAUUUUAAUGUAUUUUUAUUUAUUUGCCAAUGCUUCAUUUGGUAAUUAUCCAGUGUUCUUCUUCUCUGUCUUUAUCUAGUGUCGAUUAGUUACAAAUGGGCUUUGUUUUUAUAUAAUUCCAACUUCUUACAUGCUGGUUAUAUGAUUAUCCUAUUAUAUACCAGAAGUCCUAAGUAUUUAAUAUUUUUUUCAACUAUUCUUACCUAAUAUUUGGGAUAUUGUCAUUUCAAAGCUUAUCUGUUUUUCAAAGAAAAAAGUGAGGUAAUGUCAUAGCCUGAGGUGAUGUCAUGGGCAUUGUGAGCGAAAUAUGAAACUGUAAUAUACAUGUUAGUAGUGACAGUACACUUCUGUGCAGCCAGACUAGAUAUCAGGGUUUAAUUACUGUCAACUUAAAAUACUUAUUAAUGGAUUAAAACUGACAAGCGUUCGCAUCAUUCUGUUUGCAUCAUUCUGUUUGCGGUGCCAUUGUUUACCCUUGGAAUAGUGUAUGUUCACUAAAAGAUUUAAUGUUGUAAGUGGACAUUUCUAAAAAUGUCAUUACCUAUGAUUUUCUUGCCACCAUUUAACUAAACAAAACAAUAUCCUGUACUUAAUUUCAAAGUGAACAUAGUGUUUAUGUCUUGCAAAAACGUAUUGUUACUGGUCAGUUUCAGGCUGUUCUUUUCUUUUCAAGAAAUGCCCUUACUCCUCCGGUUUUCUGUGUCUGUAGUCUACAAGUCCAGGCCAGUAUAGGAUGUCCUUAUUUGUUCUUCAGAGAAGUAUGCUAAAGGAAUUUUAACAUUUGAUUUUGAACAACUUCACUUAAACUCUAGGCCAAUUGCAAUGGUGGAUGGUCUUCUUCCAGAUUCCUUUAGAUAAAAUGUUGCCAUGGCAACCAAAAGGAACAACAUUGAAAAUCUUCUCCUAAGAAACCUUUGGCUAAGUUUAAAAAAAGGUCCUUUAUCAAAUUCUUUCAAGCCAUGUUGGUUUGUUAAAAACUGCCUACAGGGGGUGUGGCUAGUUUUCACUAUAUGAACAUCUUAAAAAAAUCUCCUGAAACCGCAGGAUAGCUUUCAAAAUAAUUUCACAGAAAUGUUCUUAUAUAAAAGGUCCUUUAUCAAAUUCCGUCAAACCAUGUUAGUUCCUAAAAAACAUGGCCGACAGGGCGGUGAUAUUUUUCCCUUUACGACUAUUUGAUUUUUUUUUGAAAAUCUCCUCCUCAGAAACCACUGGCCAAACUUUGAAUUUUUUGGAAAAUAUUCUCCUCAGAAACCACUGGCCAAACUUGGUUAUUCAAUUAGUGAAUGUUUAAAAGCAGAUGAUACUCUUAUCACUGUAAUUACUCUUGCUUAAUGUUUCCAAACGAGUUAUAGUUUAAGUUUGAUUAUUGGCCUGUCAAAAAUCAGUCAUUGUAUAUGGCAUUACGGUAAGUGCUGCAUCCAGAAACAUCUAAUGCCCAAUAUUCACAAAUAGCUAUAAUACAAUUCUUUAACAAAUAUAUGCCUAAUCAAUAUUUAUACAUACAUGCUGUAUGAAUAUGGGUCAUCAAACUUGAUCAGAAUAUUUGUGGUAUUUAUAUCAACUCAAGUUCUGAAAUGAUACCGGUAAACGAUUCUUGACCAUCAGGCCCCAUGUAGGUUUACUGUCGGUGCAUUGAAAUAAUUAUGUGUUGUGGUAUACAGCCAUACAUGUAAUGACUAACAAACGAUACACACUUGUCGUCUGCUCUAUUAAACUAUUGACACGUUUUAAGAGUGUAUUUUUACUGUCGUCUUUAAAGCAUUGUAUACUGUUAUAUACAUGUUUUACUGUGAACAAUUGUCAUAUAGAACUACUUCCUAUGUAUAACAUUCUUUUCCAAUGAUAAUUGUUAAACGGAAUUUAACAGAAAAUAAAUCUCUUCAUUUAUU